Dermochelys coriacea (leatherback sea turtle) is the source of this 2906-nucleotide messenger RNA. Its product is annotated as F-box only protein 27-like. The record is from RefSeq and is a predicted model, not a curated record. Lineage: Eukaryota; Metazoa; Chordata; Testudines; Dermochelyidae. The transcript has 5 exons. Gene Ontology annotation, molecular function: protein binding; ubiquitin protein ligase activity. The coding region runs from base 290 to 1078 and encodes 262 amino acids. Gene Ontology annotation, cellular component: cytoplasm; SCF ubiquitin ligase complex. Gene Ontology annotation, biological process: glycoprotein catabolic process; SCF-dependent proteasomal ubiquitin-dependent protein catabolic process.
AUUUAAACCAGCCGGUGAUCAGACCCUGCAGCUGGGCUGAGCGGAGAAGCCGGACCUGGGGGCGUUUCCCGGAUCCUCUUCCAGGCAGCCCCCGGGUUGCAAGGAGAGAAUCCGGUGCUCGCUUUGCACCCAUGUAAACGAGAGCCUGGGAGCGGGGGAGAAUCUGGUGCUCAGUUGGCAGCCGUGUAAACGAGGCCAAGGGCAGCCCCAAGGCGGGGCCGGGGAUCACAUGAGCGGAUGCAGCGAGGAGCGGCGGUGGGGCCUGAGCUAGCCAGGCCGCCCCUCGGCCAUGGGGCAGGCGGCGAGCCGGGCUCCCCCGGCCCCGCUGGACCUGAACCCGCUGCCGGACGAGCUGCUGGCGCUGAUCCUGAGCUGGGUGCCGGGCCGCGUCCUGGUGACCCGCUGCCGGCUGGUGUGUCGCCGCUGGCGGGACCUCCUCGACGGGCCCACGGUGUGGCGGCUGCAGGGCGAGAGGCGGCCGGGCUUGGGGGCCACCCUGGCGGCCGCCCGCCUCUGCCUCCCGCCGCAGUGGAGCCGGAUCUGCCUGCUGGAGCCCUUGGGGCGCAACCUGCUCCGGAACCCCUGCGGACAGGAUCAGUUCUGUCACUGGCAGGUGGAGCAUGGGGGCCAUGCUUGGAAGGUGGAAGAGAACCGCUGCCCAGUCGAGGACGCCCCAGCCCAGACCUGCUUCGUCUCAUCCUUUGAGUGGUGCGUCAAAUCGCAGCUCGUAGAUCUUCUAAAGCAGGGGUUGUGGGAAGAACUGCUGGAUAACUACCAACCAGAAAUCUAUAUCUCCGAUUGGUGGGGUGCCCGGGAAGACUGUGGCUGUGAAUACUCCAUCUGCAUCAAGCUCCUGGCUGCCGACAGAAGAACUGUAAUUGCUGAAUUCCAGGCCAACCCCGAUCCCAUACAACAGUGGAACGACGCGCAGUAUCACCAGGUGUCCUACCGGUUCAGGCAGUACGGCCGCGGAGUCCGGUAUGUGCAUUUCCUCCACAAAGGGAAGGACACUCAUUUCUGGGCAGGACACUACGGCGCACGGAUCACCAACUCCACAGUCAUGGUGAAGUUCAGCUGAGAGCCAGGAGCGGGUCUCCACGAGUCUCUCACGCAAGCUGGAAUGAUGAUCUCCAUUUGCUGCUGUGAGCUCCUCUCUUAUCGUAGAACAAAUCAGAGGGAUGCGUCUCCUUUAAAUUAAUAUGCCCCUACGCUUUUUCAGUCCGUUCUUUCUGGCCAGCCUCAUCCUGCACAGGACAAAAGAGUACCGUGGCGAAUCUUCAGGUUUCUAGUGCAUGACUUUGGUCAGUGUGAACCUGCCCCUGCACGGCAGAAGCAACAAGUCUUUAAAGAUGGAAACAACUGGGCUUGUGCCAUUAUUUGUCAGGCUUUGGGAUUGUGCCAUCAGAGCGUGAAGGGGUUAAAAAAAUAGUUCUAUGAGGUGUUUUGGUUUUUUUUACCACCAUGAGGAGGAGUUGUCAGAUCUUCUCUGCCACAUUUCUGUUAGGAAGCUGCAGGGGUUUGGUUUGGGAGCUCGCUUUGUGUUCUGUUAGCUUUGUGUUCUGUUAACGGAAGAGUUUUUUCUGCCAGCUGAUGCCUGUGGCGUUGCCUGUCUGAUGUGUAUCCAGAUUCACAGGCAGGUGAGCAAAAUACCCCUCUCACCCCCCAUGCUAAUUAGAUUGCAUGGUUCUGGGGAAGGGGGGGGGUUAGAACCCAAGUCCUGCAAGCUUCGAGUAGUGCAGCGCUCAUGAGAAUACCAUACAGGGCAGCCCUUGGACAAACGUAAAUAGCCACUUGUUGAUUGUCCCGGAGUUUAUGGGGAACGUAACCAUCAGGUCUGUUCUCACUGCACUCAGAUCCCAGCAAAGCCAGCAGGCGUGGUAGACGCUCAGGCCUUUUGCUGACAUAAACUAAGGGUCAGCUUCUGAAGUGUGUAAAUCUGGAAAGACUCCAGAAGAGUGACUCCAGAUUCACACAGGUCUACAUGAGACCAGAGCCAGGGCCUAGCAGUGCUUUGGUGCAGUUCCCCCCCCCCAUCCCAUGGGUGGGGGUGAUGUGGGCGUAAGGCAAAGUCCACUCUUGUACUAACGCAUGAUCACGGGUCAUGAGCAGAGGGUUAUAGAUGGAGCCACAGAACCCACUUCCAGCAGGGGUGGACGGGCAAGACCUUUCUAGGGGACUGGGGUCUAAUUUCUGCCACGUGGCCCAGCGACGGCCUUCAGUGCAUCACCUUAUCCUGCGUACAGUCAUCAGGAUGGGCCUUAGCCAUACUAGUAAAGACAGGCCAGAACUACUGCUGGUAUAAACCAGUGUCCUGCCAUUGGUGUCUUUGCUCUCUUACACCAGCAAGGGAUACGGUCCUAUUGACCUGGAGGCGUGAUGCUGGGGGAUCUGGUGCUCUGUGUUACCUGUCUCAAAAAAAGCCCAAAUUCUGCCCCCAUUGAAGUCCGAGGCUCUGAUUCUUCUGCUGCUCAAAUGAUUGAGUGAAGAGUGAGGCCUGCUGACUCCAGUGGUCUUAAGCCUGGUUUACACUGGAGAGACUGAGAUGGGAAUUAGGGUAGCUAUUCAGUCCUAGCACUGAGCAACCUCCCAACCCAUUCCCUUGGUGCAGAGAGAGCAGGAAUGGAUGGUGGCACUUUGGGCAAGGCUGUUAUUGUUUAAAAUGAUCUCAUGGGCCUGGGCUGAAAUCCCUGGUAGGUUAGUUACUGAGAUAGCUAACGGGUUUCCUGUUGGUCGUAAUUGUUUUUAUUAAUAAAAGGGUAUGGAAGUUUUGAGCUGGUCCCCAACCAGAAAAGAGGGGCCAGCGAAUAUAUUAGCUGUUCAGUUUCACAGGGCUCUGUCCUGAAAUGGAGUCACUGGAUAUAAGCACCUGUACAGAUUGUCAAUGAAGAUUAAAGUGCUUUUCUGAA